CGAGUGAGAGAACCGCAGGCACCGAGCCAGAGGGCGGCAAAGCGAAGAGCGAGGGUCGGUAGUGUCCGUGUGAGCGCGCUGUACCCCGGGACGCACCGAGCUACUGCCAUGAUGAAUGGUUCAAAUAUUGGCAACAACACAUCUAAUGCCAAAUCAAACGAUGACAAGGUUGUAAACGGCCAUGAUGAAAAUGAAAACAAUCCCUUUGCUGAAUAUAUGUGGAUGGAGAAUGAAGAGGACUUCAACAGACAGGUGGAGGAGGAGCUGCAGGAACAGGAUUUUCUAGAUCGCUGUUUCGAGGAGAUGUUGGACGAAGAGGACCUGGAUUGGUUCAUUCCAUCCCGUGACUUGCCGCAGGGUGUGGGACAAUUGCAGCAGCAGUUAAAUGGGCUGACAGUCAAUGAAAAUCACAGUACAGAGGACAUAUUGAGCAAAAGCAGCCUGAACCCUGAUGCCAAGGAAUUUGUUCCGGGAGUGAAGUACUGAACAUUAUGGGCAACUUUUAAAACAAUAAAAACACACAAAAAAACAAAAACAAAACACAAAAAAGACUGUUUCCUUAAAUCUUCAGGACAAAAAGCUGCACAGCGAAAAUGGGAGGGGCUUGGGGAGGUGGUAAAUAAGUGAUGCUUUAGCUCGACACUGACUCGACUUCGAUGUGGAAUCAUGCAUUUUUUUUUCCUUCGUUUUAAUACUCCCCUCCCUUCCUUCCAACAUCCACUUUGGUGUUAUGCUUGUUGGACAAUUCUUUUUUUGUUUUUCCCCCAUGAAAAGGGGCAGGAAAUCGUCAUCAAAAGACCGUAUGCUGUUUUAUUUUCAACUGGAAGAUUCUUAAGUGUCGCAAAUCUUCCUCCUUCCCAACAGUCAUUCAUCCAACAGCCCAACACACAAAUAGCGGCUGAAUCAUAAGCAAUGGGAUAUGAGAAGAGGAAGAACGGAAGGCUUCCAGAAUCCGUAUUAUUCCUUGUUAGUGCCAUGAAGAUAUCCGGUAUUCACAUCAUGGUGUUUUGGAGAGAAAAAAAGGUUCCUGCCGAGCAUGUUCUCUUCCAUUGCCAUUUAUUUUAAAGAAAAUCCAGAACCAUCAGCUGUUUGUAUUGUUCUAGGAUACAGGAAAAGGAGCCUUCAUGUUGCACAAAGCUGAUUCCAUUAUGCACAGCCAGAGAGAGAAGAUUCCACAAAUCUUGUCUGCCCAUUGUAAUUAUGCUGCAACUUGUAAAACUUUUUGUUUUGCUUUCGGAUAGUGCGAUUAGUCAGAAUUCGACACUACAAAAAGAAAAAAAAAAAAAAAAUUAUUCACGGCUAAAAGAGCAGAAAAUCUGGGGCCGUUAAAUGACGCUUUAUUGAAUGUUACUGUGGGUAAGUUUAAUUAAGUCACUGCCACAGAGAAAGCCGUCUUGGAAGCCGGCAGUGGUUAGGUAAAAUUUCCUUUGCUUUCAAACCAUUACAGUGUUGACUUUCUCUAGGUCUUUAAAAGUAGGCAUGGAUUUUUUUUUUUUUUUUUUUUUUUUCAUUAAUGAAACCCUCUGUUUUAUCUGGAAGUAACGUGCAUUUAUUAGCACUUCCAGCCAUACCAUGCCUUUCCACCAGGGGGCAGUACAUGAGUAACUUCAGUCCAUACAGUAUGCGAGUUGGCUCCAUUCUAAAGUACGAAACAAGUCUGUCACAUAAGCUAUAUCUUUUAAACUGCCUCAAGAAACAUACUGUUUUUAUGGAAUGAUGUGGAAUAAGUCACAGUAAAAUAAAGCAGCCUGAUCAUUGUAAAUGUCUGUCUGUGUAACGAGUGCUUUUGUUGUUGUACUCCUUGAAAUUCCUCUUGCUUAUGAAUAUCCUAUCAUGCCUCGGGCCAUAUAUAAAAAUACCGGACAGGCCAAGCUGCCCACUAUGGUAGAGGGAUUCAUGACUGAGAGAAAGAGGCUGAUGUUGGAGGUUUUUAUAGGACAAAUAGCACAAGUGCUAAUUUAGAGGCAGAGGCAUGGACUCUGGGAAGCAGCUGGUGGCUGACGAGAAAUCUCUUCUAUUGCAAGAUCUGGUCCUUUACUCACAAAGUAAUGUCUGUGUUUAUAAAGCACCACAAAUGUACCCAGAGCUUUACAUGAUGUAAAUACAAGUGCGGGGGUCAAUUCGAAAUGAGACAGUGGAAAUAAAUACUUGUGUUCCAGCACUGUUAACAUCAAA
Molecule: messenger RNA, 2175 nt
Organism: Xenopus laevis (African clawed frog)
Lineage: Eukaryota; Metazoa; Chordata; Amphibia; Anura; Pipidae
Gene: paip2b.S
Product: poly(A) binding protein interacting protein 2B S homeolog
Biological process (GO): negative regulation of translational initiation; negative regulation of translation
Cellular component (GO): cytoplasm
Molecular function (GO): mRNA regulatory element binding translation repressor activity; translation repressor activity
Source: RefSeq, marked provisional